Molecule: messenger RNA, 547 nt
Organism: Arabidopsis lyrata subsp. lyrata
Lineage: Eukaryota; Viridiplantae; Streptophyta; Magnoliopsida; Brassicales; Brassicaceae
Exons: 1
Coding region: 67-414 (115 amino acids)
Source: RefSeq, a predicted model, not a curated record
AUUGUUUCUUACAUUUGUUUUUCAUAAAAUAAGAAUAAUUCUUGUAUAUUUUAAGCGUAAGUAGAUAUGUCUAAAUUUAGCUCUCAGAUUACUACGCUAUUCAUCGUUGUAGCUUUGGUGUGUGCGUUUGUUCCGGUUUUCUCAGUCGAAGAAGCUGAAGCAAAAUCAUUAUGGAAUACUUGUCUUGUUAAACUCACUCCUAAGUGUGCGUUGGAUAUAAUCGCUGUUGUCUUUGAAAAUGGAACCAUCUCUGAUCCUUGUUGCAACGAUCUCGUCAAAGAAGGGAAAAUGUGUCACGAAACACUUAUUAAAUAUAUUGCAGAUAAACCCAUGUUAAUUGCCCACGAAACAGAAUACUUGAAGAAGAGUGAUGACUUGUGGAAUCAUUGUGUCUCAAUCUCCAAAAGUACUUGAACUUUGUAUUGUUUGUACUAUAUUUACUGAAUAAAUUGAGAUUUCUCUGUUGUUAGAUUUCUCUUACCACAAACAUUUAUAUUUUCACUUUACUACAAUAUUCACUAAAGGGAAUUCUCUCUGAAAAAGAAGA